AUGACGAGCUCGUUCCCUUCGAGCCGCGCGCCUGUCGCGUCCUGCGACGACCUGCUCUUUGCGGAAAUCUGCAAAGUGCUCGACCGCUUGGCUGACCCUUUUGCCAAGGCUUCGGACAAAAUGCACUUCUUUGCUCGCUACUUGCAGCGUUUCUCGCAUUUGCCGGUUUCGGGGCUCUACCCUCUGUUUCGUCUGCUCGUCCCUCAACUCGAUCGACGCCGGCCGCCGGCGCAGCUGAAGCAACCUCUGCUGGCACGUGUCUACACUCAAGUCUUUGCUCUUCCACCAGCUGCUGCAGCCCGUCUGAAGCUGUACAAAGACCCCACGGCGGCGACGGCCUCAGCUGUAUCCGGGGGGAUGGCCGUCAAAGCGGGAGAUUUUGCGAGUUUUGUGGCUGCCUCUGUCCAGGAGAGAGUCGGCAGAAGGCGCGCAACUGUUACAGUGAAAGAUCUGAAUCGGGAACUCGACCUCGUCGCGCUGGCAGGUAGCCUCGCAGAAAAGUCGGCGAUUCUGCAAGGCCUUCUCCCGCAACUGACAGUCGACGAGCACAAGUGGUGCAUGCGCAUUCUGAUGAAGGAGGUGAAGAUGGGUGGCGUUAGUGGAGAGCGCCUCCUGACGCUCCUGCAUGCGGAUGCCAGGAAAAUCAUCAACCAGUGCUCGGAUCUCAAGAGCACGUUGGAUGUGAUUGAGGAAGAGAAGGCGGAGGCAGCGCAGGCGAAGCGCGAAGGCGCCGAGGGCGACGCGCCCGCAGGCGAGAGGGCGAGCUGUCUCCGCCUGCUCUUCCAACCCCUGAGGCCCAUGCUGGCGCAGACCGUGCGGCCGGUCGCGUCCGAUAUCGGCGCCGUUCUUUUCGGCGAAGGCGGAAAAGUGACAAAAGACUCGAACCGACCCUCCGAAGAAGCGCGAAGCGAAAGCGCUCAGUCUUCAACGAAAUCGCCAGUCGCAUCUCGUCUCUACUUUAUCGAACGGAAGUACGACGGAGAAAGGCUUCUGGCUCAUAUCGACAAAACGCGGACUCGCUGGAGCCAGGCAUCUGUUCGUCUUUUCACCCGUCGGGGCCGUGAUUACACAUCUCUCUACGGUGGAGGCGGCCAGCACCGAUACUCUGCCUCUGCUUCUUCUGCGUCCGCUUCGUCACUCUCUGGGAGCGUGGGAAGUCGCUGGGCGAAGCGUGAGCGCUCGUCCUCUGAAGAGGAGGCGCGAGGUCAGCUCGACGGAGCGAAGAGAGGAAAGCGCGAACGAGGAGAGCCGGGAGAGGCAGGAGAGACGGGAGGCCUUCGUGGGCUCGCGGCGACGCUCGCGGAGGCCUUGCGAGGUUCUCAGGCCAUUCUGGACGGCGAGCUGUUGGCGUGGGACGACGAACUCGCGACUUUCCUCCCCUUUGGCACCAACAAAAGCGUGGCGGCGGCGGAGACGGCAACUUGCCAUUUGUCCUACGUGGUAUUCGACGUUCUGUACUACCGGAACCUCGAGGGCGACGAAUACUCGCUCUUGAACAUGAAGCUUCAAGACAGGAAAAGCGGCGGCUGGUUUAAGCUGAAACCCCACCUGGGCAGCUUGCCAGACACCCUUGACCUGAUAGCCGUAGGCGCGUUCUUCGCCGAAGGUUCGAGGCGACGGGAUAUGAGGUCUGUCCAUCUCAUCGAUCACUGUUCGCACUUUUUGCUCGGCGUCCUGGAGGGCAAAGGCGGCUCGGACGCGAAACGCGUCAAGUCCUUCUGCAAGAUCGGCACCGGCUUCUCGCUCGCGACGUUGCGAGAAAUCCGAGAUCACCUGCGGCCCCACUGUCGUCGCUUCCAAGCCGCCGAGCCGCCUCCGUGGUUCGAUGCAUGCACAGGCAGCGCCAGCAUGCGAGUCGACGUGACGUGGCCGCCGUCGUGCAGCUUCGUGAUGGAGGUGAAAGGCGCCGAACUUUCACAAGGGAAUGAAUUCGACGUGGGCGCGACGCUGCGCUUUCCGGUCGCUGUGCGCCCGUUCCGCCGCGACAAGGCUUGGCACGAGGCCAUGUCGGAGCAGGCGCUGCAUGCGUUUUUCGCUCUCGCGGAAGAGUGCGGAGGCCGCCUGCUCUCUCAGCCGCUUUCGACCGCGGACGCAGAGCCUGCGUCUCCGCGGGGCGGACCUGCGGCGAGAGAGAGACAGGGCAGGGUGCGUCCUCUGUACCAGCAUUCCGAAGAUUCUGAUGGAAGCGACUCCGACGAGGCACUGCAAAGCGGCAGCGCAGAUCUGCCGGGCGCGGGAGCGGGCGCAGGCGAGGACGGCAGCGUUGGUUUUUCUCCGACUAAAAGGCGUCCCAAUGCGCUGCCGCUGUCUCCCUUCCCCCUCGAGGGUCUGUCGGAGUCGGUCCCUUCUCGGCCCUCGCCUCUCUCCCGCGUCCGCUCGGCGUCUUCUGGCUUCGCUCGCCUCGCCCUCCUGGCGGCCUUUCGAGCGGCCGACACGUCUCUGAUCCAGCCGAGCUCGUCUGCGUUGCGAGGCACCCAUAUUUGGGUUCUUGCGGGGAACGAAGAGGCCUUUCCCAAGGCCUCCCUGGAGGCUCUCGUCGCUCACCUUGGGGGGAAAGUCUCGCAGACACUCUCGCCGUCUGUCACCCACAUCCUCGCCGACCGCCCGUCUUUUCGAACGCGGGCGGUUGCUGCAGCCGUCACCAAACUCGCCACAGAACGACAAAAAAAGUUGUCGCUCGCCGAGAAACGAAAACACACGAACUCCCCUUCCUCCUCGUCUUGCUCUCCUGCCUCGUCCACCCCUGCUUCGGCUUCGCGUGAGUCUGUGCACGUGGCCCCAGUCGUUCACUUUCGUUGGAUCCUCGAGUGCGCAGAGAGAGACGCGGCGGUCCCUCUGCGGCCGUCUUUGGUGAUUCACGGGACGCCCGAGACUGCGCGUUUGUUUGCGCGGCGUUUCGACAUCUUUGGAGACGCCUUCGUAGAGGACGAGGAGCCGACGGCGCGGGGCGAGGCGCGACUUUCGGCGCUUCUGACGCAUGCAGUCGACGAGGCAGACAAGCGAAAAACCGAAACACACGGCAAGGAGACUGAACGGCGAACGCGCGAGGAGACAGAAGGACGGGAACAGGCCGAAGAUGAAGAAAUAUUUGGCGUCUGCGAGACAGAGACAAACACCUUGAGGCGAGAGUUGGAGCCUUUCCUAAGAAGCGAGGAAGGCAGUCAGCAACCGCGGGAGGGCGCGGGGAAGACCGUCGCCACCCUUGAGUGA
This is a messenger RNA of Neospora caninum, 3210 nucleotides long. Its product is annotated as putative DNA ligase. Bases 1 to 3210 code for a protein of 1069 amino acids. NCBI's taxonomy places the organism in Eukaryota, Apicomplexa, Conoidasida, Eucoccidiorida, Sarcocystidae. The transcript is spliced from 12 exons. Gene Ontology annotation, biological process: nucleotide-excision repair, DNA gap filling; DNA recombination; double-strand break repair via nonhomologous end joining. The record is from RefSeq and is a predicted model, not a curated record. Gene Ontology annotation, cellular component: DNA ligase IV complex. Gene Ontology annotation, molecular function: DNA ligase (ATP) activity; DNA binding; ATP binding.